GCCAAAUAGAUAGAGAGAGAGAGAGAGAGAGAGAGAGAUAAGAGUUGUCUCGCUCUCCUUUCUUCGCACUUCUCUUUAAUGGGUGGUAGCAGUGGUAAUAAUACGAACAAUAAUUUCCUCAACAACCCCCAUCCUCGGCUCGCCGGAAACCUUCUCCCACCGCGAUUGCCGCUGCCGGAUCGACGUCUCCCUCCAUUUUCCUCUCACGCUCAGGCUUCGAUCCCCUGUGCCCCUCUUCUCUUCUGGAGAAAUUAGGGAUUCGGAAGGCCGCGGUCCCACCGCUGCUCGGAUCAAGAGAGGUAGCUCGUCAACAUUCGUUGGCUUGAUGAAGCGGCCAAGAUCAUCGUCGUACGGGGAGGACUUCGACGACGGUAACGAUGUGGGUGAGAAGCUCGGCUUUAGGGACUGGCCGAGGAGGAACCAGGAUCCCGACCGCUCGGUUUCGUCGUCGCACCGAAGGCCAUCCUUCUCCAAGACGGAGGGCUUGCGGAAGGUCUCGUCGUCUUCUUCAUCGCACGAUCGGCCUCUCGACGACGAUUGGGAGCCAUCGCGGCACAUCCGGAGACGGUACGAUCAUGAGCCGGAGCCCUUCGAUUGGCGGAAGAGCUACGAUCGGUACCGGGAUGGCAGGGACGGCGGGGAUCGACUGAUGCAAGCCUCGUCGCCGCGGGGCUCGUCGUACGGAAGCGACCGGAUGCACCGGUCUGAGAGCUUCUCGGGGUUGAGGAGGGAGUUUCCGAAGGGUUUUAGGUCGGAUAGGGACCGGUCGAGGAGGGAAGGGAAUGCUAGCUCGUCGUGGUGGAGAUCAAGAAGUUCCAAGGAGCUCAGUGCUGACGAGGUGCGGAAAUCGCCGUCGGUUGAUUCGGAUUCAGUCGGGAGGCGGAGUCAUGCGGCGUCGCCGGAUGAUCAUAGGGGGAAAGUGAGGUCCAGGGACUCCCCCACCGGGGUGCAAUCCAGAAGGGCUGAGAUCCAGACCGUGAAAACAUCGAAGUCAUGCAAGGAGAGCGGCAGUAGUAGCGAAAUGGAAGAGGGGGAGCUCGAGCCAGAUCCCAAACCGGAACCGGAACCGGAACCUGUGGCUGAACCUUCUAGUGAUAGUAAGGCAGCAACCGGAUUGGAAUCAGAGAACCACAAGGAUAGAGAUCCUGAGUACAAUAGUCUUUCUGAAGAAGUUCCUGACCAGAAAGAGAUCUUAGUGGAUGGAAAGAAAGUGGAUGUUGAUGAUAAUGGUUCUGUUGUUGCGGAGGAGGAAGCGAAGUUAACAGAUACUACUAUAAUGGAGACAAAAAAAACAGAUGAUCAGGUAAGAAAUGAUCAGGCUGUUGAUAGUAGUCUGCUGGAUGUGAGUAGCAAGUUAACAGAUGCCGUAGUGGACGGAGGAAACAUUAGUGAUCAAGGAAGGAAUAACCAGUCUACCGCUGUCAAGGAGUUGGAUGAGGGUAGCGGGGAAGGUGAAGGAAUGGCUACGGAUGCUUAUGGGGAUAAUGAAGUAGAAGGUAAAUUUUGUGGGGAGAAGUGUGAUGCUGUCAAGGAGCUGGAUGACAGAAGGUGGGAAGGAGAAAGAAAAGCUGAGGAUGCUAAUGGGGAUAUUGAAGUGGAGGUUAAAUUUUGUGCGACAAAGCAGGAAGCCUGUGGGGAAGAUAACUCGUGCUCCCAGUUUCAUGGGGAAGAACUGGCAGGCAAUCAUGAGGGGCAGGCAGUUGAGGAAGAAGCAAAAGAGAUGACAUCUGCUAUUUCUCCUUUGAAAGAAGAGAAGUUAGUGGAGGAUAGGGAAGAAGCUCGACCCAAUGAAGCUGUAGUCGAAAUUGAGCAGGCAGUUGAGGAAGAAGCAAAAGUGAUGACAUCUUCUAUUUGCCCUUUGCAGAAAGAGAUUUCAAUGGAGAAUAAGAAAGAAACCCAAUGCAAUGAAGCUAAAGUUGAAACCAAACAGAAGCAUGAGACAGCCGAUGAACAAGGUGUGGAAGCUGAAGAUGAAAUUCAGCAAAAACAUGAGACUGGCGUGGAGUUUGAAGUUCAGCAGAAAGAACAAAGUGGUAUUGAUCUCGAGACUGAACCAGAGGGAACUAGUAGCUUGUUUGAUCAAACUAGGGAAGUUACUUGUGAGAUUAAUCAUGAGGUAGUGACACUGACACUUAUGAGGGACCAGAGUAAGCUGAAUUACAAGGACAAAGGUAAGGGACUUGCAUUCUCUCUCUCAGCUGAAAGGGAUUCUGUGGAAGAUGAUAAUGCCAUCGAGGGCUUUAGCGGAAGGGGCUUCGAAUUGGUGUUCCGAUCUGACACUGGUCAACCAGAAAAAGCAUGCUCUAGUGGGAUUGUUGCCCGCAGACUUGAAGAUGACAAUCUCAAAAUUGAACCUCUUGAUCUCUGUCUUGCUUUGCCAGGUGGUUUGUUUGAUCAUUCUUCAAAACAUUCAAAGCCAAAAAUCGAAACCCUGAGCUGUGCCAGGGACAUACAGUCUUUGCCAUCCUCAUUCAGAACAAAUUCAAAUGGAUUUACAACUUCGAUCUCAUUCACAAGCUCUCAACCCUUUGUUCAUAAUCCUAGUUGUUCUCUCACACAAAAUUCAUUGGACAAUUAUGAGUACUCGGUUGGUAGCCAUCCAAUAUUUCAAGGAGUUGAUCAGGUGUCCAGUGGUACAAUAUGGCAAGCUCAGACUUCAAAUGAUUCUAAAAUGAAGGGAUCUGUCCCCCUCUACCAAAGGGUAUUGCUGAAUGGUAACUUAUCACAUAAUUUACGUAACACCACGAAUGGCCAACAUCAAUCAGUGCCCACUUGCAUCCAGCAGUCAAGCCUUCCAAGACAGAUGUCCCCGACGGACAGCCAUGGUUCUCAUGAGACUGGAUCACAACUUAACAAGGACAAGCGGCUGCUUAUGGGGGAAAGAAACAGCAGCAGUUUGUGUAGGACCGAGAAACGGGAUGGAGAGCAGCUCGUCCUUAAUGGUUCUGGUGUUACAGAGAAGAUCCUUUCCAAGAUUAUGGCAGAACCUUUGCAACUUAGUGGCAGAAUGCUUCAGGAAAUGACUGAUCAGUCAGUAGCCUACCUGAGGGAAACCAUUUCUGAGAUGCUAACUGUUACAGAUAAAAGCAGGCAGAUGCGCGAAUUUCAGGAGGCACUUCGAAGGAGGUCUGACAUGACAAUGGAUACAUUAAUCAACUGUCCAUGUGUCCUCCUAGAGAUUCUGGUGGCCAUAAAAACAGGUCUUCCUGAUUUUAUUCGGAGAACUACUAACAUAAAAUCUUCCGAUUUGGUUGAGAUAUUCCUGAACUUGAAGUGCCAGAAUCUUGCUUGUCGGAAUUCCUUGCCUGUGGAUGAUUGUGACUGCAAAGUUUGCAUAGACAAAACUGGCUUCUGCAGUGCUUGCAUGUGUCUUGUGUGUUCCAAGUUUGAUAAUGCAUCAAACACUUGUAGUUGGGUUGGCUGUGAUGUAUGUCUACAUUGGUGCCACACAGAUUGUGGAUUACAAGGUUCUUAUAUUCGAAAUGGGCUUAGCACGUCGGCUGAUGAAGGAAUUACUGAGAUGCAAUUUCACUGUGUUGCUUGUCACCAUCCUUCUGAGAUGUUUGGCUUUGUCAAGGAAGUUUUUAAAACCUGUGCUAAGGAUUGGAAAGUAGACACUCUUGCUAAGGAGCUUCAAUAUGUCAAAAGGAUCUUCUCUACCAGUAAUGAUUUACGGGGUAAAAGAUUACACGAUUUAGCUGAUAAGAUGCUGCUGAAUCUGGAGAAAAAAGCCAGUCAUUCUGAAGUUGUUAUGCACAUUUUGACAUUCCUUUCCGAUAGUGAAUUUAACCUCAGCAGUGCUUCCGUCUCUACACCUAAGGAUUCAUCCAGAAAUGAGGCUGGCCAAAUCAAUGUAGCUUGCUCUAGCAAAGACUGGUUACCAUCUGUUCCUUCAGAGAAGGCAUCCCUUCUUGAAAAUACAGGACUUGUUUUGAGCAUGGGUUGUGACCAGGUCGGCAGAAAAGCUAGGGAUGUCGAGCUGCAAAUGAGCCUUGAAAAGAAGCCAGUUGUUGAUGAGCUGGAGAGUGUCAUAAAGUUCAAACAUGCGGAGGCAAAAAUGUACCAAGAACGUGCUGAUGAUGCAAGGAGAGAAGCCGAGAGCCUAAAGCACAUAUCAAUAGCCAAGAAUUCUAAGAUUGAUGAAGACUAUGCUAGUCAAAUUGAAAAAUUACGAUUGAGCGAGGCAGAGGAAAGGCGCAGACAAAAGUUUGAAGAACUACAAGCUAUCGAGAAGGCACACCGAGAGUAUUUCAAUAUGAAGAUGCGGAUGGAAGCUGAUAUCAAAGAUCUAUUAUUAAAAAUGGAAGCUACCAAACGAAAUUUAAAUACAUGACUGUGAUUCAAUGACCAACAGUUUGUGGUACUUGGCUUUCUUAUCGGAUGACUACAGCUAUAGGUCAGCCACAUUUGUAGGAUUCUCACAUUAAACUUGUAAGUUGUAGGAGUUUUAAUCUUUCUACUCUUUGUCAUGCUCUCCUUUUUAUUGAUUAUCUGUAUGAUGUAAGAAUAGCUAUUCAAAUGAAAAAAAAAAGAGAAAAAGAAUGAUCCUUGUCAUCUGGC
Molecule: messenger RNA, 4560 nt
Organism: Musa acuminata subsp. malaccensis (wild Malaysian banana)
Lineage: Eukaryota; Viridiplantae; Streptophyta; Magnoliopsida; Zingiberales; Musaceae
Product: protein OBERON 4
Biological process (GO): maintenance of shoot apical meristem identity; maintenance of root meristem identity; root meristem specification
Cellular component (GO): nucleus
Source: RefSeq, a predicted model, not a curated record